UUUAAACAUACGUCUAUUGUACAGCGUAACUGAGGUUUUUGUGAACAGAAUAUUAUCAUACGAUUCAAAAUGGCGGAAAAGGGGAGUGGAAAUAUGGGAAAUAACAGCUCUGGUGAUGCAGUUCCUGGACGAACAGAGCAGAUAUUAUGUCAGCCAUGUUCCAGUAAGGAUAAACAAACUGUAGCUGAUGUGUUUUGUUCAACUUGUGAUGAAUUUCAGUGCAUGGAUUGUUCAAACAUACACAAAACGUAUGCUUUCAUGAAAAACCACAAAUUAGUGAAAGCAAAAGAUAUUAAAGAGAAACCAGUCUCGUUUGAUAUGAAGGGAUUAGACCAAUGUGAUGAGCAUCAAAAAGUUUUGAAAUUCUUCUGUGAGGACGAGAAUCAGCUUUGCUGCAGUACCUGCGCUAUUGUGGAUCAUCGAAAAUGCCACAGUGUCGUAGAAAUACAGAAAAUUGCCGGAAGGUCUGCACCGACACGUUCCAAAUUAAAGGCCAGCUUGCAGGAUAUCAGAGAAAAAGCUGAAACUGUCGUUAAAUAUACCAAGUCAUCAAAAGAGCGACUGAAGCAAGAUGUUAAAGAAGUGUCUUUAAAAAUAAGACGAAUGCGGGAUAAUGUAAUGAAAAUGUUCGACGAUUUGGAAGUUUCCGUUGCUAAGGACGCUGAAUCAUUUAAGACAGAAACACUCGAGAAGCUGACAAAGAAGCAGUCUGACAAUGAGAAACAUAUUGCUGAUGCAACAAAAUCUCUGGAAACAAUUGAUAACGUUCAUCAGAACGGGACACCAUCACAACAGUUUAUAAUGGAACAGAGCAUGAAGAAACAAGUCGAUGAACUUAGCAGCAACGUUGACAAGGAAUGUCAAAGGUUAAAGACCGUGACCAUUUCCUUUGAUUUUGAUGAAACAUUGAAAUUGCCCCCACUUUCGAUUUCUGAUUACAUUCCGGGGCAACUGACAUUAAAAUACUCCGUACCGGAAGCUGUAAAACCUAUUACACCUGUUGAUCCGAUUGUUAAGUUAACGAAGGUUACUUCCAUUGAUCUGAAGCAGACUGGAGAUGAUGCAGAGGAACCGUUAUACUCAGGACUGGAUUUCCUGCCGGAUGGUAGACUGGUUACCGUGGAUAAUAAGAACAAGAAAUGUUUGAUUUACAAUGAGAAACUUGAGAAAGUAGGAUCAUAUCAGUUAUCGUAUCUUCCACAGAGUGUAGUUGCUGUUUCUGAGGAGGAAGUGGCGAUAACAUGUGGUAAUGGAUACAAGAUAGACUUUCUACGUGUCAGUAAAUCUAAUAAAUUAAUUUUGAUCAGGACAUGUAAAGUUAAGACAAAGUAUGAGUCUAUAUGUAUGAAAGAUGAGAGAUACUUUGUUGUUGGAACUCAAGAUGAUACAAGACCAGUUCGUAUUGUGUCUCUGUCAGGAGAAGAGAAAGAUUUCAGUAUCAACUUUCCUAACAAGAAAUAUCCUAGAGACACUGGUGGGUGCACAUAUAUUAGAAACAGUGACAAAGUGGUUCUCACCGAUAGGUACGAGCAUUCUAUCUACAUAUAUGACAUCAAGAACAAAACCAGAGUUGUUGUCAAGGACGACCAGAUCAAGGAACCACGUGGUGUAGCAGUGGGUCCAUCCGACUGCAUUCUGGUUUGCAGUGAAAAUACAAAUUCCAUUGUACAAAUCUCAUCAACAGGUCUGUUCCUAUCAUCGUACAAGUUAGAAAUGAAAUAUCCAUACAGGGUCUGUGUUUCCAAGAACAAAUCCAUUGUCGCUGUUACAAAUAGCGCGAAGAGUGAAAAAAAGUUGCAGUAUUUCAAAGUUACGUAUUAAAUUCAAUGGCAUAUUCUGAGAGAGAAAUUCAGUUUGAAAAGAAAACUAAAUUUGAAUUACAAAGUUUGUUAAAGAUUAUUAUAUAUUUCAUUGUAAUUGCAUUUUUAAAAUUCAUUUAAAAUGAACAUAAUAUAAAUGAUGUUUGUAUUGCAUCUUUGUCAAGAAAAGAGCAGGAUACUCAGUAUACAGUAAUUAACCCUUACCCUGCUAAAUUUCUAUAAUGAACUUGCCCAUCUUUCAAUUUUGACAGUACCAUUUACUGUUAAAUGGGUAGCUUUUCAAAAAGAUACAGACUGAAUGACAAACAGUGUAGACCAUGAUCAGACUGCAUGGAUAUGCAGGCUGAUCUUGGUCUGCACUGGUUACAAAGGCAGAAUCACUUGCCGCCAGCAGGCUAAUGCUUAAAUGAGGCCAAUUACAAUAAGUCUGUCUGUGAACUGCAUUUAAUUUAAUAAUAUUUUUGGUUAUUAUUUCCAUUCGUAUAUAACAAUUAUACAUCACUAAAGUAAGCAAAUGGGUCGGUUCAUACAAUACUAAGAUAAAUGUAAUAGGAAAGUUUCGUAAAAAAGUGUUUAGGAGUUUUGGAGUUUAUUCAAUGUAAUAGGGAAUAUUGGUAAAUAAUGCUCUGUGUGAACUGUUUACAAUGCAAUAGAAAACACAAUGUUGGAAAUAUAGUGCUUGUUUUAUGCCAUAGAAGACAUUGGAAAAAUAGUGUUUGUUUUACAUUCAAUUUGGUUUAAAUAGCGAGUCGCUUGAAGUGUAUUCAAUGAACAAUGUAAAUAAGUAGGAACUACUGAUUAUAUAGUGUCUUACGUGGUGUAUUCAAUGUCAUAGGAAACAUUGCUAAAACUUGUCUGACGUGAACUCUGUUUAUGCAGGUUUUCAAAUUUGAGUGAUUCAGCUAUUAGCGCAUAUGCACGAUAUACAUGUUUAUUAUAUACUUAUAUAAAUUAUGUCUAAAAUACAGCAAACUGUUAUAAUAA
This is a messenger RNA of Mercenaria mercenaria, 2804 nucleotides long. RefSeq lists its product as uncharacterized. The coding region runs from base 70 to 1821 and encodes 583 amino acids. NCBI's taxonomy places the organism in Eukaryota, Metazoa, Mollusca, Bivalvia, Venerida, Veneridae. The record is from RefSeq and is a predicted model, not a curated record. The transcript has a single exon. Gene Ontology annotation, molecular function: zinc ion binding.